Toxoplasma gondii ME49 is the source of this 8224-nucleotide messenger RNA. RefSeq lists its product as hypothetical. The coding region runs from base 2622 to 7328 and encodes 1568 amino acids. The record is from RefSeq and is a predicted model, not a curated record. The transcript has a single exon. Lineage: Eukaryota; Apicomplexa; Conoidasida; Eucoccidiorida; Sarcocystidae.
GCGGUGUCACACAUGGAUGUUCGAAAGAUUCUCCUCUAUUCAAUGAGAGCUGCACACGGUGACUCUGAGUGAUGUCGUUCUCUCCCCGAGAAACGAAUGCGGAGAAGGGGGGAACUGCCGCGUUGGCGAUUUGCAGACCUCCGACAGGUGUGUACGAACCAGGCGAUCUCUGCUAACAACGGCUGCGACUUUCAAGGACCAUACCACUCGGCCUCACUUGCACCUUCCUCCUCAGACACACUCUCGAGAGCCAGCGUCCUUUACCGCACCAAAAAAGGAGAAGUGUAGAAGCGAGGAGGACUGUGCAGACGGUUGUCUCAGCUUUCUCGCCGGGGUGUGUCUGCUUUUUAUUCGCAACUACACUAUCUACACUAUCUCGAGGCGUCCCGUAAAGACUUCAACACCCCCCGAAGGCACUGAGAAAAAACGUUACCAGAGACGAAGGCAUGCUGCCUUUUAGGGAGAAGCAGAGCGGGAGCAACUGACAUGUCGCAGUUCCGGAGACAGACGCCUGGCACACACCCCCUUUCAAAGACCGUGUUGGUCGGGCGGCCAGGUGUAACGAUCGAAGUUCACCAGUUUCAGCUGUGUAGACAGUCUAGGGCGUUUGCUGCGGGAGUCAGACGGUCCUGAGUUAGUUGGUUGGUCUCGCUCCGUACUGGAACCCGAGUAAGAACAAAUAAAAAGAGGAAAGGGAGUACGGCAGGCAGGGUGGAAAAGUGUAGAACCCGCAGCGUGCUUGACGACCGCUACACUCUGAUCCUUAUCCCCACAGCUUCGACGGAGAAGUGUAGGCGCGAACAAGCUUCUCAGCGAUGGAAGUUACGACUGUUGCUCUUGCAGGUACUAAGAUCUCAAUUCGAGAUGCAGCUGCGCGGCUGGUUGAGCGACUUGUCGAUGUCUAGGUCUCGUCCAGCUGCUUGAGAGUGAGAACUUUCCUUUUCCCCGUGAGAGAAGACCUUUCUCAGAAACAAGAGGAGACCUCGUUGGAACAUGCUUAGGAAGGAAACGUGGACACGGUGUGACCACAUGCGUUCGAAGUUCCACUUGCGAAAGUUUCUCUGGCCUCUCCGGGCACCCGACUCCCAGCGAACAAUCCAAAUAAACAGUGUCGCUAGUCUUCGCGGCAAGGAAGAGGAAAACGCUGGAGACCACAAGUCUCUGCGUUCUCGUACAUCGUCUCAUUUGAAUCCGUCUGUCUCACCGAACGGCCUUCCCUUGUUGAGCAGUAUUUAAAAUCGCCUCGGUGAUUCGCCGCGCGGACUUAGCGUAUACGGAUGAUGGGGUUCCCCGAAAACAGAGACCCGACAAAAACCAGGAGCGAAGGAAGAAGGACAGGAAGUCUGGAGAGACUGCAUUGUUUAUCCUCAUCUGCUUUUUGUUCUGCACACUUAGAAGGAGUUGAGGGGGUACGAUGUGACCUGCUCCACCGCAUCGCAGCUCUCAAGUUUCUCGCGCCUGCGCGGUAUUUUCGACGAGGAGAGCGCUAGCGAAGAACAGCGAAAAGACAGACUCUCUGCUGUCCGCAUCUCUUGUCCCUGCGAAAUCUUCCACGUCUUGUGCUUUCCAAGUUUCUUCGAUGCACAUCUCAGUGGAACGCGUUCCCGAAGGCGAGAUGUUUCUUCGUCUUUUCUUGACUCUCGAAAGAAGUUUGCUUUUCCCGCUUUUCAGCUCCCUUUUUUCCACCCAACUCUGUGACUUUUCGCCCUCUGAACUUUCGCCGUGUUUCGCUGCUCUGCUCUGGCGCUUGCUUUUCCUGUUUCUGCCCUUCUCACUUGUUCUCUCGAGUUCCACGUCACUUUCGUUUCCUUCCCUGUCAUUGCGGGGACGCAGACGCGCUCAAAAUCGCACUGACUGGCGCGGUUGCCACGGUGCUUUCGCUGUCUCCCGCGUGUCUCCCCUGCCUGGGAGCGAACGCGGCGGCUCCGACAGGUGGCUAUCCUCUCUCCGCGUUUUUCUUUCUCCGCUUUGCCUUCUCUUCGCUGGUUUCCUUCGCUUCCGUCCUCUCCCAUCUCUGCCCUUCUCCUUCGCCCGUUGCCUUUGUGCCUUCUCCUGGCUCUGCUGCCGUCUACCUCCGCUACUACAGCGUCGUGUCUGCUCUUGCCACACAACGCCGCAGAGCCGCCGUGAAGGGCCUCUCUCUUUUCUCUCUUUUCUCUCUUUUCUCUCUUCUCUCUCUUCUCUCUCUUCUCUCUCUUCUCUCUCUUCUCUCUCGAGUUCAACAGACCAGCAGAAAACGCACAAAACGAGGGGGGCGUCCACCAGCACGGCGUCACGGAGACCGAGGGGGAGACCCCCGCUGCCUCUUCUCCCCGAUGUCUUGCGAAGACCUUCGUCGUCGGAUUCCUGCCUUCUUCGGAGUCUCUUAUGCCCUUCUUUUCAGAAGGCCUGUCAGCAGGGAAACGUAGGAACAUUCUCUCUCACCAGCCGUUUCCGCCGCUCGACUUCUGUCAUUCUGACAACAACACUCUCCUCGACAUCUCCCUCACUCUUCUCCUUGUCUCCUCCCUUUGUGUUUAUCCAUCUUCUCCCUUCGUCGCUUCGGCCUCCGGUCUUUUAUCUCUUUCUCCCACUGUCCUCGCCCCCGAUGAAUUAGAUCCUGGCGAAGGGCGCCAUCUCCGAUGGAUCCCCCGGCGCGCCUCCAGAGCCUUGAUCAGCGCCUGGGGCCUUCGCCCCAGUGUGGGGACCUCGCGGCUGAGCUCGAGGGCGGACCCUGGGCCUCCUGCGCCACGCAGAUCGCCCCACAGUCCCUGUCUCCUCGCCGCGGAGACAGUGGCCCUCGAGACGCGCCAGCCCACACACAGGCGCAGUUCUACGACCGCGUGGGUUUCGCCAGUCGCGCGAACAGCCACCUAGUGCCGCAGCGAGAGCUCUACGCGCAUGCAUGCGAACCAGUGGGCCUUCCGCCGACUCAGGGCAUCGGCCUCUCGCAGAACUGCGAACGCUUCUUCUCGCCCAACGCCCAGACUCAGUGCGGGUCUGAACACCCAGGUGCAGCGUUUCAUGCGGGGGCCGAGGCGAGGCCUCUGUGGAGAGAAGGCGCAGGCGCGGGCCUUCUGCCUGGAUGCGCCGCCAGCGUCUCUCUCCAGCACCUGCGAUUCAAUCAACAGAGACAGAGAGCAGCGGUGUUUGCCGCCAUGCACGAAGCUGCGAAUCUUCCUGAGUUUUAUCGAGAACGAAGCAGUGCUGACGCCGCUGCUCUUCCUCUUCAUCCUUCUCUUGCUCCUCAUCCUUCUCUUGCGCCUCAUCAGUCUGUAGCUCCUCAUCAGUCUGUAGCUCCUCAUCAAUCUGUAGGUCCUCAUCCUUCUCUUGCGCCUCAUCAGUUUGUAGGUCCUCAUCCUUCUCUCUCCCCUCAUCAGUUUGUUGCUCCUCAUUCUUCUCUUGCGCCUCAUCCGUCUGUAGCUCCUCAUCAAUCUGGGGUUGCUGCGUUCAGCUUUCCUCGCCAGGACGCGGGUCAAAGUGAAGGAAGCGGCUGGUCGCUCCCCGCGGGGACGCGCAGAGGCGAAGGAGACAGUGGCCCCGAGAGAAGCGAGACAGAGCAGCAGGUCGAAAACGAGCACCUGGGGGAAGAAGGCAAGCGAGAGGAGCACAUGCAUGUGAGAGGAGGCGGAAAGGGGGCGAAGAAGAAAGGCGGCGGAGAGACGAGGCCGCGAGCACGAGCGCCGAAAGGGAGGCCGGGCGUAGGGCCUGCUCUUCCGGAUCCUGUUCGCCACUCCAGAGACGGUGGCGGAGCUCCGCCUCAGUCUCUCAGCAGGCCUGCAGACGCCGAGGGUGUAAACCAAGAAGCCUGUGCUCCCUUCGAGACUGAAAGGGAUUCCGCAGGGCUCUCUCGAGUCGACGACGAGAGCGUGGCUUCUAAGAAGUCGACCAAGCACCUAGGCUUGAGUUCCCUCCCGACGCGAGGCGCGGAGACUCGCUGUGGACCUCGAGGAAUAGAGAAGACCUGGCCUCGCCAAGAAGGCGCAGAAGGUCUUGCGUGCAAGAUAGGUAGGGGUUCAAGGAGAGGAUCGUCGGAAUCAACUGUCAGCUCUGCAGACUGGUGUUCUCUGAUCCCGGACGAUAUCUACAACUCGUUCUCUCUGCUUGAAUCCACUUCAGCCGCCUCCACCCCCCAGCUGCGUCCUACAAACCCGAUCGAACCUCAGAGAGACCGCGACACCCACAGUCCACCGUCCUGUCGCUUACCUCUCCGUCUCCCGCCCUCCUCUUCUUCCUCUUCUUCCUCUUCUUCGUCGUCUUCCUCUUCUUCCUCUUCUUCGUCUCUCUCUUCUUUAGGUGCGAGGUCGGGUGCGCGCGUUUGUCCUUCCUCUCGUUCGUCGACGUCGGCGAGUGAAGAGGCGGCGGCGCUCCGCGCUGUCUUGUCUGCUCUCGGAGAAAGUCGCAUGAAGGGGGGCGCCCGAGGCAGCUCGCGAGCUUCGUCUGUCGCUGUGGAAGUCCCCGCGUGUCUAGCGGCUUCUCGCACUCUGGCGACUUUCUUUGAGCACAUCCUGUCGGUCGACGACUUCGCUUUCAUGGCCGCGAAACACAGCCCGGGUCUACCGGCGCUGAAUCCCGUCCAGCGUCUCGAGGCUCUCCAGCGACUCUGCUGUUCGCUCACGGCAGCGCUACAUGCUCACCAGGCGCUACGGCUCGACGCGGGCAUGCGAAUCGGCGGAGCUUUCUCCCGAGAGGCAGUGGACUCAACUGGGUGUUCUGCUCCUCUAGGACCCGACAGCCUGUCUCCGCUGGGUCUCCUCCAAGGCGCGGGUGCGCCUGGAGCGGAGACGAGCUCGCGAGGUGAGUUGUGGGGCCUCACGACCGCGGUCGAGAGACGGCGCCGCGGCGGCGGGCCCAGCCAGGAGGCUGGCGCGUCGGGCGAGGGUGCGAGGGCCGCAGAGGUCUGGCGAGGAGGGAUUUCUCCUCAGAAUGCGCCGAUUUUUUUGCGGUGUCGACAGGAACAGCUUCUGCAUCAAAUGCGAAAGUGGCGCUCGGCCUUCCCGCAGCCAUUCGACAUGGAAGGGUCCAGCUUCAUCCCGCGGAAUCUGAGAGAAGCUCGAGUUGGAGGCGAAGGGACCGGAACGAAGAUCGAGUCUUCCAGGCGCCUCGCGUCGCUGCUCGUCUCAGCCUCGCCUGUGACCGACUCGUCGCAGCCGCCUCCGGAGAGACUGAGGUUUGCAGGCGUCGGCCUGGAGUCGCCAGCUGAGGCUGGGGCCUUGGGAGCUCGAGACGGAGAACGAGACGCCGUGAAACAACCUGAUGGAGAAUUUGUAGGCGGCAAAGUCGAGCGGAAGGGGGAACUUGAAGCCGGUUCCCGAAGAGGCGAACAGGGCGUGGUGUCUCACCUCCAGAGGCUUCGCGCGGAAGGCGAGACCUCAGAGAGGGGUCAGCUGGAAGGGGGCUUUGAAACGCAUGGGCAGCGUCGCCCUGAGUGUCAGGAGGACAGCAAGAGGCAGGAGGAACACACGGAGCGAACAGGGGAACAACUAUUUUCGCAAGGGAGCGAAACUCCCGGAUUCGGCGUGGCUGAAGUCCCCAGAGUUACUGAGGUGAAGCCUGAAGUGGAGACAGGAACAGUGAAUGGUGAGAAUAAGAGCGGGGGCGACGUGGAGCGUUCACUGAAGAGGAAGAAAAAGGAUAGGAAGAAGCGGCGCGAGUUGUCUGCAGAGUCUGACGGCGACGUGGAACACAAGGGCAAGAAGCGCGGUCGGGAACAAAUGCGGCCUCCGACCUCCGGAGGAGAUGCGUCGGACGCCGAGGGUUUGUCUCGGGGGGAGACAGACGAGCAGGUCGAGCCCAAGCGGAAGCGUAAACCAAGAAAAGAAGCUGAUCUCGAGCCCCUUUCUCCGUCGUCAGUGGUGAGGCGCUCUCAGGUCUCCACAGAUCCUGCGAGUCCGGAGUCGUGUAACCGCCUCUCUUCCUCUCUUCCCUCGGGGGCGCCCCAGGGCGAGAACCUGUCGCGCGAAGAGAAGAAGAAGACCAAGUUCGCGGAGGCUUCAGCCCUCGAGUGCAGAAAGAGAGAGAAGAAGUUCUUCGUUGCCGACUCCCGAAGUCGAGGGGGCGAAGGAAUGGGCCCGAGUUCGGGGUCCUUUAUUCUCGACGCGAACACUCCACGAAUUCCCCGAAAGAAAACCAGAAUGCUCGAUGACUUGGAAGAUGAGCCAGUCGCGGGAUCCGUUGGGGGCCAAGAGAAAAGGGGGACGCGCCCGAAAAGCCUUGAGGAAGUCGAUCCGUGGCUCACGGGCCCUGCACCGCAGAAGUUCCCCGAGUCGCCGCAGGCGCGAAUCGGCGAUGUCUCCGUCGGUCCUACUCUCUCCCCUCGACACGGUCCCCAGCCGAGCCCCCCCGCUCGUGCGCUCCCUCAGCGCCCUACGCCACACCCAGAGUUUCCGCCCGCGUCGCAAGCUGCCUUUCCACGCUUCAACCGGCCUGGCCCGGCGUUCGGCUCCGACCGCGAGGGCAGCCAGGCGUCGCGGUGGGGCAGUGGAGCCCAACGGGCCGGUCGACCCGGAGACCCUGUCUCCGGGGAGGUCGGCUGUCAGACGCUGACGAGUGUUGGGUGCCCGAAGCGGGGCGAGUGGAAGGGCCCUCGCCCUCGAGGUUUCGGCCACCAGCGGCCGCCGUUCCUCCCGCGUGACGGCGAGAGGGCGGCCGAGACCCGCGACACCGGACAGUUUGGCGCCCAGACCCGCGGGCCCUUUUGGGCUCUGCCCGGCGGCGGGGCGAGUUCCGCCGCCCCCGAGCAUGGGCCUUCGCCCCAAGCAGCCAGGGGCCAGCGCCUGCGCCCGUCGAUGCACCUCAUGGGCCAAGUCCUCUGUGAAGCUGCGAUUCCGCCGCCACCGCCCCCCGAGACGCCUCAGCGCGGGCCAGGACGAAACCCAAGCCAGGCGCACAUGCCGCCUGUCCCUUUCUUCUCUUCUCUCCCCUGCGACCCACGGCGCCCUCCCGGAUUCUUCGCGCCCUUCCGGCCGCCGGCGGGGCGCGGAGGGCAGCCCCGGGGCCCAGAGAGUGCGGCGGCCGUGCAGGCCGAAGCGAAGGAGAGAGGAGCCUUCUACGGAAGGCCCGGCGCGCCCCCUCAGACGGAGACUCACCAUGUGGGGUACCACGGCUGUGGUUCUGCGCGGAGAGACCGGACGCGGGACGAGGAGGAAGAGGAAGAGGGCGAGGUCUCCGACGGGAGUGGUGGCGAGAGAGACAACAGCGCGGGGCCUGCCGCGCCUGGAAGCAAUACGUCCGUUGGAAGGCCAGGCGGCGGCGCAGGCCCCCACCAUGGGCAUCUGGGGUAUCGUGGGGCGCGCGACGGAGGAGACGGAAGAGAUGAAGAGAAGAAAGAAGAAGGAGAAGAAGACUGAGGACGCUUCGGUGGACGAAACAAACGAAACAGAUGGGUGUUUUUUCGAUUGCACUCUGCGUGUUUGUGCUCGGCCGCCUCUCGAGUCUUACGUUGCGCUUUGCUGUGUCUCUUCUGUUCGUCGCUGCGUCUCCAGCUCGUUCUCACCUGCCUGCUGCCUUCUCCACUGUUCUUGCUUUCAAACUCGCUGUAUCUCUUCUCUCUUUCCGUCUGGCGUGAGACGUCUUCCUCUGUGUCGCCGCGCUCUGCGGUUAACUUGUCAUCACGUCUUCAUUUGCUAUCCAUAUUUCGUGGAUUGCCUUCGCUGCAUUGCCACAGACAGACAGACCCUCGAAGCCUUCCCCGGGAUGGCAACUCGUGGCGAGCACAGGCGGAGACGGAAGCGAGUUUCGAACAGAUUCGCUAGCCGGAUCGGCUGGGAAGAAGAGUUUCUGAAGAUGCAAGAGGCAGUCACCUGCGCCGUUUUAUUCUUUUUCAAGGGAUACGUAACCGGGCAGAGUUUCGUGGACCCGGACUGGGUUCGCCCUCCACGCCUGGCGCGAGCGAAAGAAUCCGGACUGCCUUCUACGUGCACUUCAACUGAGUUCCCCACAAACUCGAAUCACACAUCCAAAGUUUUCUCGAUGCAUCCAAGGUUCCUACUCUUCUGUGGCAGUUGAGGAGAACAGCGAGUUCCUGCUUCGAGCGAAGUGUAGUGUUCUUAUUCUUCCAUGGCAUUUGUGCAAAGCCAAGGACCCUCACGACCCGUUGACGUCUGCGCAACAGAUUCGCGGAGUUUCCGGCUCCAUUCAGCUCCUUCUUACCGUUGAGAACACUGACACUGCAUACUUUCAGUUGAUUCAAAUGUUAGUCUGUUUUCGUGGAAUCUGAGAACAAGGGCGAAGCCCCUGUUUUGGC